GGAGCCAGCAGGCCCACCCAUCUAGACCCCUUGCAGCACAGCAGUGUUUUCCAGAGGAAGCCCGGCCUCAGCAGCCUCUGCACUGAGGUCCUUCUGUGUGCAUUGCCACAGCUGCACACCCACCAUGCCAGCUGCCCAGCUGCUGCUUCUGGCCUGCCUCGUGUGGGGGACGGGGGCCAGGACAGCCCAGCUCCGUAAAGCCAAUGAUCGGAGCGGCCGAUGCCAGUACACCUUCACUGUGGCCAGUCCCAAUGAAGCCAGCUGUCCCGAGCAGGGUCAGGCCAUGUUGGCCAUCCAGGACCUACAGAGGGACAGCAGCACCCAGCGCACAGACCUGGAUGCCGCCAAAGCUCGACUCAGCUCCCUGGAGAAUCUUCUCCACCGUCUGAUGUUAGGCCAGGGUGCUGGGCCCCCAGAGGCCCAGGAGGGGCUGCAGACAGAACUGGACACUCUGAGGACAGAGCGGGAGCAGCUGGAGACCCAGACCAGGGAUCUAGAGGUGGCCUACAGCAACCUCCUCCGAGACAAAACGCUUCUGGAAGAGGAGAAGAGGCGACUGGAGCAAGAGAACGAGGAUCUGGCCAGGAGGCUGGCGAGCAGCAGUCAGGAGGCAGCCAGGCUGAGAAGGGGGCAGUGCCCCCGCGCCCAGGAGUCCUCCCAGGACAUGCUGCCUGGCUCCAGGGAAGUUUCUCCAUGGAAUCUAGACACUCUGGCUUUCCAGGAACUGAAGUCUGAGUUAACGGAGGUUCCUGCUUCCCAAAUCUUGAAGGAGAGUACAUCUGGACAGCCCAGGAGUGAAGAGGGAAGCAAUGGCUGUGGAGCGCUCACUUGGGUAGGAGAGCCUGUCACUCUGAGGACAGCUGAAAUGAUCACCGGCAAGUACGGCGUGUGGAUGAGAGACCCCAAGCCUGCCCACCCCUCCACCCAGGAAACCACCUGGAGAAUAGACACGGUGGGCACGGACAUCCGUCAAGUGUUUGAGUACAGCCUCAUCAGCCAGUUUGAGCAGGGUUACCCUUCAAAGGUGUAUGUGCUGCCCCGGCCGCUGGAAAGCACUGGGGCUGUGGUAUACGGGGGGAGCCUGUAUUUCCAGGGGGCUGACUCCAGAACCGUGUUCAGAUACGAGCUGAGCACAGAGAUGGUGAAGGCGGAGAAGGAAAUCCCUGGAGCUGGCUACCAUGGACAGUUCCCGUAUUCUUGGGGUGGCUACACAGACAUUGACCUGGCUGUGGAUGAGGUGGGCCUCUGGGUCAUCUACAGCACCGAGGAUGCCAAAGGUGCCAUUGUCCUCUCCAGAUUGAACCCAGAGAACCUGAAACUUGAACGCACCUGGGAGACGAACAUCCGCAAGCAGUCAGUGGCCAAUGCCUUUGUCAUCUGUGGCACACUGUACACUGUCAGCAGCUACUCCUCCACCGACGCGACUGUCAACUUUGCCUAUGACACAGGCACAGGGAGCAGCAAGACCCUGAGCAUCCCGUUCAAGAACCGCUACAAGUACAGCAGCAUGAUUGACUACAACCCCCGGGAGAGGAAGCUCUUUGCUUGGGACAACUUCAACAUGGUCACCUAUGACAUCAAGCUCUCCCAGGAUGGGAAAAGCCCCUAGGGCUGGCCACACAUGCAAGAGGAGGUGGUGCUUGGGGCCAGCCAGGCCCAGCAGCAGCAUUCUGUGUCUUACACUUUCAUUCAUGCAAGACAGUGUGUGGGGCCACCAUCUGAGGAUGUAAUCUGACAGUUGAGACCAUUUCCUAUGAUUAGAGGUUCUUUUCUUCUGUCAGCUUUUUAAAGGAAUGCUUCUGUCAGCUUUUUAAAGGAAUGCUUAUUAAAAAUAGUUCAAGUUUUCUGGCAAUGUGGGACAAAAGCUCUAUGCUAUGGUAGUUUCUCCAUAAAACUAUUGCUCUUGAAAAUCAUAUGGCUACCAUAAAUCAUAACUAGAAGCAACACUUCUAAAAGGAAGAGGAAGAGCUCUUGGUGGCCUGAACUGAAGAACUGAAUUUACUAUAACUGGUUUUUAAUGCUUCACACCAUAGAAUUCAGUUGGGUAUUAUAUAAUCCUUUGCCCUGUGAAAUAAAGUUAUCUUACACAA
Molecule: messenger RNA, 2090 nt
Organism: Perognathus longimembris pacificus (Pacific pocket mouse)
Lineage: Eukaryota; Metazoa; Chordata; Mammalia; Rodentia; Heteromyidae
Gene: Myoc
Product: myocilin
Exons: 3
Coding region: 125-1609 (494 amino acids)
Biological process (GO): osteoblast differentiation; signal transduction
Cellular component (GO): Golgi apparatus
Source: RefSeq, a predicted model, not a curated record